CAGCGUGUGAGGCUGGCUUGGCUCAAGUUCUGCCCGCUUCGCUUUGGCUGCAAGUUACGCGCACCAGCAGCAGCCGCGCUCGCUGCCCUACUGUGACUCAACAGGGCGUGGAGGUGGUGGUGCUGGUGGCGGCUGCCCUUUCCCCCGCGACAUCAUCACACCGGCUCCUCCAGAGGCAUCAGCAGUAGCAGCUGCGCAGCCGCCCGCCCUCCCCUUCUUUCUCUCUCUCCUCCUCCCUCCCUCUUUCUCGCCUUUCUUCCCCGCCCGCGCCAGGCAAGCCCCAGCCUUUCCCCCGCUCGCUUCUUCUUUUCGCCUGGCAGUUGUGCGCUCUCAUUGUUCCCGCAAACGAGCCCCGGCAAGAAGCGGCGAGCAGCCCCGCCAGAGCAAGCAUGGACGACCCAGACCAAUCCUCCCUGGUCUCUUCCUCCGCCAGCCCAGCAGCGGGGCAAGAGCGGCGGCAGCCGCCGCCCCGUCAAGGGUACCCCUUCCAGUACCAGUUUGAGAGGGAGCCCGAACAGGAGGAAGACGAAGACGAGGAGGAGGAAGAGGAGGACGAUGAGCGGCUGGAAGUGAGGGAGAGGAAGCCCGCCGCCCCCGCCCCGCCUCUGCUGGACCUGGGCGCCUCUGGGGAGCAGCCCCCCGCCCGGCCCCCGCCUGCCCCACAGCCCGUCUGGACCAGCCACCCCAUCGUCUCCUCCUCCUCCUCUUCCUCGUCUCCCUUUGCUGCCGCCGCAGAGUUUGCCUCCCCUGAAGAGAAGGACAAGGAGCCGCCCCGCAGCGCCCCGCCGCCGCCACCACCCCCGCACCGGGAGGAUCCCCCGGCCCCCGCCGUCCCUCCCCGCAGCGCCCCGCCGCCGCCGCCCAAGAGAGAGGAGCCCCCCGCCGCCGUCGCGCCCAAGAGGGGUGCCGCCGCCUCUGGCUCUCCGGAUGAGACCCUUUUUGCUCUUCCUGUUACAUCUGAACCUCUGAUGCCCUCUUCUGCAGACAAAGGCAUGGAUUCGCAAGAACAGCCGGGUCAUGUGCCCUCAGCUGGCCCCGAAGACUUUGCUGCUGUCCCGCUUGACGCUACUGCUUCUCUUCCCUCCCUCUCUCCUCUCUCCGCCAAUCCUUUUAAAGAGUAUGCAGCCCUUGAGACAGUGUCACAUGGACCAUCUGCCAAACGCAGUUAUGAUCAAGUUGAGAUUGAGGCAUUUGAAACAGCUGCCAAAAAUGUACGCAACCCAUUCCUUGCAGCUGAUGAUGGCGACGCUCCAGAAUCAAAGCAUUCAGGAGUGUUCCCCCCAUUUUCUGGAGCAGCAUUGUUCUCUCUCUCUCAGACUGAGGAGCCAGUGGACACGAAAGUUAGGUCCGACACAGGAAAAUUCCCUGCACACCAGCAGGACUCAUCCCCAGACUCUCCUGUUGAAUUAUUUGCAAAGCAGGAUAAAGAGGUGUAUUUUGAGAAUAGGAAAUAUGAUGCCGAUGAUCAUGCUGAGAAAGUUGAUUUCAUAGACGACUAUUCUGCAAGGGAUGAGUACGUGGAUUUCAAGCCUUUUGAACCAACGUGGGCUAGUAAUGAGAUGAAUGCUUGGAAAGAUUCCGCUAGGAAUCAGGGGGAUGGCAAAUUAGAAAGUGGCAUAGAUAAAUAUGAUGUGGAGAAAGCUAAGACUUUGUCUUCACAAAAAGACUCUGAAAAAGAGAGUGAAAGCAGCAAUGAAGACAUUUCUUUCCCAAGCACUCCAGAGGCGACAAAAGAGUCUUUAGAAGCUUAUAUUACUUGUGCCAAGAUUGAAUCGGCCGCGACAGUCGAGGGCAGUGCACCCAAGCCUCUGCCUCUGGUGGAGGAACAGGCUUCUGAAAACAAAACGGAUGAGAAAAAGAUAGCAGAAAUGAAGGCCCAUCUUGGCACUGAACCAAGUGGUGUCCACACAGAGUUGGUAGGUGGCCAGGGCCAGAAAGCGGAUUCAGAGAAGGCAGAGAGUCUGCCGAAGUCCCCUGUGGAUGCUGCAGCUAAUACGUCUGAAGGCCUCACUCCAGAUUUAGUUCAAGAAGCCUAUGAGAGUGAACUGCAUGAUGCAAUCAGCCCCAAGCUUGCUUAUGAAACAAAGAUUGAUCUGGUUCAAACAUCUGAGCUGUUGCAAGAGCCUUUGAAUGCUGCAGCCCAGCUUUGUCCCUCCUUUGAAGGAGGGUCGGAAACGACUCCAUCUCCUGUCUUGCCAGAUAUAGUUAUGGAAGCACCGUUGAACGCAAGCACUGUUGGGUCGGGUGGUCCUAUCGUGCAGCUUGAAGCCUCUCCAUUAGAAACUGCUGCCUCCGCUGCUGCUGCCACCGCCGCUGAGGACUAUGAGAAUAUAUUGCAGAAGUCUGAGAAGCCUCCGUCCUAUCAGGAGGCAAUGAAUGUACCAGCCACCCAAGCACAGGAAACCAAGGUUGAUGCUGCUACUAAGGAACCAGAGUAUAAGAAUGCUCCAGAAAACUUGGAGACUUCUUAUAUCUCCAUUGCAUGUGACUUAGUCAAAGAAACCAGUGUCCCUGGCUCUGCUUCUCCAGCCUUCACAGAUUAUACCAAGAUGGCUGAAUGUGUUUCCCAACCUGUGCCUGAACAUACCAAGCAUUUUGAGGCUGCGUUGCUGCCAUCUGGGGAAAGUGGCUUGUUUGGUACUCGGAAAGAACUUGCUAUUGAUCAGAAAGAGAGAGAAGCCGUGACAGACAAACCCCUGGAAACUGCGACCAAGAUUGUACCAGAAGGAGGUCAGGAGGAGAAACGUGAGGUGUCCUUACCUUCCAAGCCCUACUUGGAGUCCUUCCAGCCUCAACUGGAACCUUCCAAAAAUGUGUCCACUGCUUGGUUUCUGGAAGGGGAGACUGCAGACUUAGCCAAGAAGGAAAAGACUCCCCAGCUGCACAUGGAAGAAUUCAAGACUUAUUCAGAUGCUUUCCCUGUUUCUAAGGAACCCCAAAUGUCAGACAAUAGUGUGCCACCUGAAGAAUCGUCCCCAGAGACCGAAGACUUCCCCACAAGCCCUUAUGAAGCUGCUAAGUUGGUGACAGAAGCUAUAGAAAAAAGCGCAUUACAGGAAAAUGAAAGUAGAGAGACUCUUAGCGCAGUCAAAACAGAGGUGAGACAGUUGCCUUACCAAGAAGUAGCACAGGACCUGUCUUUAAAGAAUGUACAUGUCAAAGCUGAAGAGCAAGAACUUGCCUUGGAAAAGCCCUCUGACAAGGUGGACAGAGAAGUGCCUGAAGCCCCUAAGAAGCCCUCACUACCUGCAGAUGUUCCUCCUUUGCCUGCAGAAAGGGAGGUAGUCAGUGUAGGAAAGGAAGCUGAGAGAGGAGUUGCUUCUGUUAAAGAAAAGGAGAAAUUUCCCCCUAUGUUACCAUCAAAGCUGAGUAAACCUUCAGUUGUUGACCUCCUCUACUGGCGAGACGUGAAGAAGACGGGUGUGGUGUUUGGAGCCAGCUUGUUCCUGCUCCUUUCGUUAACCGUGUUCAGUAUCGUGAGUGUGGUCGCUUACAUCGCCUUGGCCCUCCUCUCGGUGGCCAUCAGUUUUCGGAUAUACAAGGGAGUUAUCCAGGCCAUCCAAAAGUCUGAUGAAGGCCAUCCGUUCAGGGCUUACUUGGAUAAAGAUGUCGCUGUGUCUGAGGAACUGGUCCAAAAAUACAGCCACGUUGUGCUUGGCCACUGCAACAACACAGUUAAGGAGCUCAGGCGCCUCUUCCUAGUGGAUGACUUGGUGGAUUCCCUAAAGUUUGCCGUGUUGAUGUGGGUGUUCACCUAUGUUGGUGCCUUGUUCAAUGGUCUGACAUUGCUGAUACUGGCCCUGGUUUCACUCUUCAGUAUUCCUGUUAUUUAUGAAAAGCACCAGGCUCAAAUUGACCAUUACCUGGGACUUGUGAAUAAGAAUGUCAAGGAUACAGUGGCAAAGAUCCAAGCUAAAAUCCCUGGGCUGAAGCGCAAAGCUGAAUGAAAACCCUGCAACAACUUUUCUUAAAUAGGAGUUCAUCUUUUACGUGGGGAGGGCAGGCAUAUUCAUUUGGAUUACGUGGGGAGGGUCAGGGAAUAGCAAAACCUUGACAUUGCAGUGCAAUUUCACAGAUCUUUAUUUUUUAGCAACGCAGUGUUUCGAGGAGGAAAAAAAAUAACCUGUUCUCGACUGCCAUGUGUGUUCAUCAUAAGUAUUGUCAGCUGCUAUGUAUGGAUUUAAACCUAAUCCUCUUUGCUUCUCCCGUGUGCAGCACUGGUUAACACAACAGAUUGGAGAGCUGUACAUUUUAUGCUUGGGUCAAGGUAGUCUUGCUGUGUUUCCGAGAGAACCUCGUGCAAGCGGAGUGCAGGGAGAACACUUCAGUUUAGCACUGUCUCUGGUCUGUGUAGAUGGAUUGCAGAUUUUCUAAAAUGAGAUGUUUAGAAGAAUAUGCCAUUAAAGCAAGCUUGAAAAGCCUUGUCUUUUUUGGCAUCGAGUGUAGCUGUAUUGUGCUUUUUAAUUUUACUGUUUUAUCAAUUGCCAAUAUAAAAAUUAUAUAUAUAUAUAUAUAGUGUUUCACAGCCGCUUAGGAUGUCCAGCUCCUCCCACAGUGCUUGAAAUAUCAGAGAACUGAACUGGGUUUUUUAGCUCCAUGGUAUGUAAGCUUUCAAAUCUUCAGAAAACACUAGCACCUAUUAAAUAAAUGAAAACCAACUCUCUGCAUAUUACACAAUUUCUGCCAUAACCUUUGCUGCACAAAUCUCCUAUAGUCUGUUUUGAGUAAACAAGUUUACAGCCUCUCAAACUCUGAAUCUGUGGAAGGAAUGUCUGAAGGUGUGACCCGGAGAUCCUUGGAGGUGGAGCAAGGAACACCUGGCAUGCUUGUUCUCCACUGUGCAAGGGAUCCUUGGCAUCUGUGCAUGGAUCAGCGCAAUGCGCCCUGAUGCUGCAAAUGUUGUUUGGGAAUUUCGAACAUUUGUUAAUGCAAGAAAUCACAAAUGAAAAUGUAUACACUUGCAGUUUAAGCUGUAUUGAACUAAGUCUGUGGAAUGCAUUGUGAAAUGUAAAAACUCAAGUAUCAAUAAAGCGUAUAGAAUUAAA
Molecule: messenger RNA, 5045 nt
Organism: Hemicordylus capensis (graceful crag lizard)
Lineage: Eukaryota; Metazoa; Chordata; Lepidosauria; Squamata; Cordylidae
Gene: RTN4
Product: reticulon 4
Exons: 9
Coding region: 390-3947 (1185 amino acids)
Biological process (GO): neuron differentiation; brain development; endoplasmic reticulum tubular network formation
Cellular component (GO): neuron projection; postsynaptic density
Source: RefSeq, a predicted model, not a curated record